UCUGCGAGCUCUUCUUAUUUUGGUAGCACAACAAAAGUGAGGCUUAGGCCUACAGUAGACUAACCUGGUAGUGUUUAAUGUUAACCCCAAAUAAAUGUUCGACCGAGAACAAAGUGACAUCUUGAUUGCUGGGAUAACAGGGAUUAAGCACCCAUUUAAAGAUGGGUGGCUGUUUCAGCUCAUCAAACGACGCAGGGAGUGGUCGAGGUGAAUCUUCAGAUGGAACCAUUGGUUCGAUGCCUAUUGGACGAAAUCAGCCAUUGAAGAAGGAGAGUCCCAAGUGGAAGAGUGAUGUACCUCUAACAAGUGGACAAUUACGAAGUAAACGAGAUGAGUUUUGGGAGACAGCACCUUGUUAUGAAGGCAGGAAGGAAAUUUGGGAUGCUCUUCUAGGAGCAGCCACUGCCCUCGAAACCAACGAUUUUGACUUGGCGCAAGCCAUCGUUGAUGGAGCUAAUAUAACCUGUCCAAGCGGAUCACUUACAGAUUGCUAUGAUGAACUUGGAAAUCGCUACAUUCUACCUGUUUAUUGCUUGAGCCCACCUAUAAAUAUGGUGGACGACAACAGCGAAUCUGACGCCACAGGGGCGGAGUGUGAUCCUGAAGGCGGCGUUGAGGCCGUCUUAAAGUUAAGACUUUCACUUGGUAAAGAACUCAAAUUGAAUGUACGUUCCACAGAUACUGUUUUGCACAUAAAACGUCGUCUUCAAGAAUCUGAGGGCAUUGACCCCCAUCAACAGCGCUGGUAUUACUCAGGCAAACUUCUAACGGACAAGCUAAAGAUUGAGGAGAUAAAAAUCCCCAAGGGUUUUAUAAUACAGGUUAUUGUGGGACAGACGAAUCCGACCCCUGUCGAUGCUUGACGUAGGCUGGCAGAUCGCAAGCGAUCUACACAUUCUGCGACCAAAUUCCUUGAACAAUUGAAUACCUAAAUUUCUUAUGAGAAUUUGCAAUGCUCUUAAGUAUAUGACUAUUGUAUAAUCAUAGACAGGUGAAAUUUGUCUUCACCAGUAGCAACUGAUUUUAUUAUAUUUAUUGUUAUGUUGGUGUAAACCCACUAAUUGCUAAUGGCAAGAGAACAGGAAAAGUAAGGACCUCUAUAUUUCUCUCUCAUUUUAUGUUUUUUAACAAAGACAAUGGAGCUUAAGUUAAGCUUUACUGAGAUUACCACCUCACACUCCCAGUACCAAGCGGUGGAUCCAAGACUUUCUGCCACGGGUACAGAGCACAUUGGAAGGUUGAGAUGUUCCUUUCCCUAUUGGGUGGGUCCAGGAUUUAUCAAUCUCAGCUUAGCAAAUGAAAAAUUUGUUAAAUCAAAAAAGUUAAGAUGUCUCUAAGCAAAUAUUUUAAGCUGAUUUAUCAAACCAUCUUGGCAAAAUCUUAGCUUAAAAAUCAUCAUAGAUGGUGCAUGCGUACAAUCAACUUCUUUAUUUUAAGCAAUUUUUAAGCAAAGCAAUAUUGAUAAAAUAAAAAAUAGUUUGAUAAACCUGGCCCCUGAGUUUUAGCCAUAUUAAUUUCAUUUAAACAAUUUCACACUUGGUUAGAUAUGUUUUUUGCCCACUGUCAUCGGGGUGGGUGUGGCAGGCCCCUUAUCUCACCUCCCUGAAUUUAAGCCAGUAACCAGAGGGUUUCUAUUUGGCUGAAUCCCUUUUUAGGGGAAACUCUGAGAAACCAAACCACCACCUUGUAUAAAUCAAAAACCAUCAAAAUGAUUAUAAAAAAUUCGCUAUUAAAAUUAAAAUUUUUUUUAGCUUCAGGGGGAUUUUCCCUGACAUCUCUUCACUUGACCCCACCAGAGAGCCUUGGUUUCCCCCUUGAUUUCUGGCUGUCACAGGACACUUUCCCUCCCCCCUAAGGAAUCCUGAUUAUGCACCUGGAAUGUGACCCUGUGAUAUAUAUCCAAGUUUUGAUACAAUUGCUUACCAGAAAGCUUGGAUUUUAAACAUUUUUUUCUGGACUUGAAAAAAAAGUGGAGAAAAUGAGAAAAUGGUUUUUUAUUUGGCCUAGAUUUUUGUAAGAGUAAUUUAUCCUACAGUUUAUAAAGUUCCUAUGAUAGAUGUUUGAUUAUAUAUUUUAAUGUAAUAAUUUCUACUGUGAGUAUAACUGGGAGUCAAGUCAACUUAAGUUGAGCUUGAAAUUAUUUUUUGUCUAAAGUAUACUGUAACCAUUUUUCAUGUACGAGAUUUAGUUACUUUUUACAUGUUUUGAAAACAUAAAAACAAUAACUGAUUUGAUGUUAAAUGUAAAAUGAAAUAAAUAUUAUAUUAAUUUCU
This is a messenger RNA of Anneissia japonica, 2273 nucleotides long. Its product is annotated as ubiquitin domain-containing protein 2-like. NCBI's taxonomy places the organism in Eukaryota, Metazoa, Echinodermata, Crinoidea, Comatulida, Comatulidae. The record is from RefSeq and is a predicted model, not a curated record. Bases 162 to 863 code for a protein of 233 amino acids. Gene Ontology annotation, molecular function: protein binding. The transcript is spliced from 3 exons.